AUGCACCAGCCUGAAGGUUUUUCAGAAGGAAAGAAGGAUAUGGUGUGUAGAUUGAAGAAGAGCUUGUACGGCCUGAAACAAGCUCCAAGGCAGUUGUAUAGGAAGUUUGAGAGCUUCAUGCACAAGGAAGGUUUCCAGAAGUGCAAUGCUGAUCACUGUUGUUUCUUCAAGAGAUAUGAGUCCAGCCAUAUCAUAUUGCUACUUUAUGUCGAUGACAUCCAUUGGAAGUUUGAUGUACGUGAUGGUCCGUACGAGGCCAGACAGUGGACAUGCAGUGGGAGUUUGGAUGCACCACUUACUCUGUCCUUCUCAACUUACAUGUCCCUGGUCGUGGUGUAUGGGAACAUUUUGAUAUACUGCCGUAAAAAGUUGUUGGUCCCUUGGUAUUGGUAUGUUGUCCUGGGCUUCGUUGACGUCCACGGGAAAUACAUCGCAUGGACAGUCAUUCUCACAUGGAUUUUCUUGGGUACAAAAUACUCGGUUAAUCAGUUUGUGGGUUCGGCUGUUUGUGUGGCCGGCCUCAGCCUAGUCUUCCUUUCUGAUGCAGGGGUGGCCGGUGGAGGUGGUUCGAUUCCUGUUUUGGGUGAUUGUCUUGUAAUCGCAGGCUCGUUUUUUUAUGCAAUAAGCAAUGUUGGAGAGGAAAAAGAUCAAACUGAGGCAGUGGCUAUGAUUGGCAUGUUCGGCAUGCUCGUUAGUGCAACUGAGAUUACUGUCCUCGAGAGGAAGGCAUUCGAGUCGGUCAAAUGGUCUGUUGGACUUGUAACUUAUUUCAGCUUAUGCUGGUUAUGCAGUGGCAAGCUUUCUGUUCCAUUAAAUUCUCCCAAUUGUUCUCAAGGCUAG
Striga hermonthica is the source of this 840-nucleotide messenger RNA. The record is from the annotation of a GenBank genome assembly. Lineage: Eukaryota; Viridiplantae; Streptophyta; Magnoliopsida; Lamiales; Orobanchaceae.